AUGGGAACCACAGAAGCCACUUUGCGGAUGGAAAAUGUGGAUGUGAAGGAAGAGUGGCAAGAUGAGGACUUCCCCAGACCUCUCCCAGAAGAGACCGGGAUGGAGUCACUGGGCAGCCCUACAGAAGACGAGAAUACAUCCUCUCCCCCAAACACCUUAAACUUUAAUGGGGCGCAUCGUAAGCGGAAGACGCUUGUUGCACCUGAAAUCAACAUUUCCCUGGACCAGAGUGAAGGCUCCAUUCUCUCCGAUGAUUUCCUGGACACACCAGAUGACCUGGACAUUAACGUGGAUGAUAUUGAAACUCCUGAUGAAACAGAUUCCCUCGAAUUCCUGGGGAACGGGAACGAACUGGAAUGGGAAGAUGACACUCCUGUAGCCACAGCCAAGAACAUGCCUGGGGACAGUGCAGACCUGUUUGGGGACGGUGGGACAGAAGAUGGGAGUGCUACUAAUGGACGGCUCUGGAGGACAGUCAUCAUUGGAGAGCAGGAGCACCGCAUCGACCUCCAGAUGAUCAAACCCUACAUGAGAGUGGUGACGCACGGAGGAUACUACGGAGAAGGUCUCAAUGCCAUCAUCGUCUUUGCUGCCUGCUAUCUCCCAGACAGUAACCUGGCUGAUUACCACUACAUCAUGGAGAAUCUCUUUCUAUACGUGAUCAGUAGUCUGGAGCUGCUGGUGGCUGAGGACUAUAUGAUCGUGUACCUAAAUGGAGCAACACCCCGGAGGAGGAUGCCAGGCCUUGGCUGGCUGAAGAAAUGCUAUCAGAUGAUAGACAGAAGGCUGCGGAAAAACCUCAAAGCAUUGAUAAUCGUGCAUCCUUCGUGGUUCAUCCGGACGGUGCUGGCUAUAUCCAGACCCUUCAUCAGUGUGAAGUUUAUCAAUAAGAUCCAGUACGUUCACAGCCUGGAGGAACUGGAGCAACUUAUCCCAAUGGAGCAUGUGCAGAUUCCAGACUGCGUCUUACAAUACGAAGAAGAGAGGAUCAAGGCCAGAAAAGAAAGAGCAGAAGAGAAACAAGACAUGGCUGAGAAGGAAAGCAGGCCUGUGCCCCCAGCAGAGGAUCAAGAAACCAG
Messenger RNA from Mesitornis unicolor (brown roatelo), 1079 nucleotides. RefSeq names its product ataxia, cerebellar, Cayman type (gene ATCAY). The record is from RefSeq and is a predicted model, not a curated record. Gene Ontology annotation, biological process: apoptotic process. Gene Ontology annotation, cellular component: cytoplasm. The transcript is spliced from 11 exons. The annotation marks the transcript as partial. Lineage: Eukaryota; Metazoa; Chordata; Aves; Mesitornithiformes; Mesitornithidae.